UCGCCAGUCUGUCGGUGUUUUGUUCGCCAGUAAGUUGCUUUGAUAAAUAUCUUGUUGUUGCUUUCGGGUAGUGCGCGCCACCGUCUUAAAGUUUGAAAUUAUACGCAAUCGUUAAUAAUUAUCAGUUUUGUUGUGUAAACAAGAGACAUAUCUCGAUAUUUCUAUUAUCUCGGCUGUUUUUUUGUAAGAUUUAUCAUAUGGUAAAGUGAAGUCGUUACGAAUAGCACCUAGAUUACGUGCUUAGAUUAAUGAGUUAGAUAUGAAGAAUACAAAAUAUUCAAUUCAAUUUUUUUGCACCUUAAUUAUCGCAAACGGUCAAAAUGAUAUGCAUUCUAAUUCGGUUUAGUAGAUAACUGCUAUAUGAAUCAAGCUACAGACAAACUAGUGAUUAUUUUAUAAGUGGCUAAUUCUCCACAACAGUAGAACGCCUUCAAAUUGUUUCUUUACGUCAUCCUACUUCCGGCGGAGGGAAGAAUGUGGCUGUUUUUAAUCAAUUUGGGCGUAGCCAUAACAGUUGUUUUGGGUAAACCUGAUCGUGAUGUUGGUCAUCCUUGUCCAGGACCUCCCGAUAAGGGUCCUUGUAACAGAAUUUUAUAUAAGUGGGCAUUUGAUCACGACAAAAAUAAAUGUGUGAUAUUUGUUUGGGGUGGCUGUGCUGGUAACGACAAAAACAGAUUUAACACCGAAAUCCAGUGCAUACGGACAUGCAUGUCCUUAAAAUAUCGGUCCUUUAAAUCCGAUAAUUUUACGGUACCGAAAGAGAAACGUGGGCCUCAACUAACCUUCCAAGAAACAGGAAAUCACAAUACUUUUAUGUUUGCUCAAUCUAACACGUUUAUUCAAAUUGAUGGUGAUAUUAUACAAACAUUUCAGUUGAGAUUGUGUCGGCAGAUUUCUUUCCAAUUUAGAACAAGAUUACCACAUGGGCUUCUAGUCUACCAUAACGUUAAAGUACCUGCCGGAGUUUCAUUGCAGCCGUACGCUUUGUAUAUUAUUGUUGAACAAGGUCAAUUAAAAGUUGUUCAUGUCUAUGGUAAACAUUCAACUGCGCUAACGGUUGGUAGAGGUCUUAAUAGAGAUGAGUGGCAUUCAGUUACAGUAAGAAUUGACGUGCAUGGAGGGCGUUUAAUGGCGACUGUUGAUGAUCAAAAAGAAGAAAAAAACCUCGAUGGACUAGAUAAAGAAACUAACUACGGGGUUUCUGCGAACGUGACAUCAGUAAUACUUAUAGGAGGCUUGAGUUCCGAAGAACGGCUUCAUGGUGUUAAGUACAUCAUAGAAUCGUUCGUUGGUUGUAUAAAAGAUGUAAUUCUUAGUACUGGCAAAUCAGCAUCUGAUCUCUUGCCUAUUAGUCCUUUAAUAGCAACUAAACACGAGAACGUUCAAGAAGGUUGCGUCGAUAAAUGUCAGACCUCUGAAAAUCUUUGUUUUAGAGGCUCCCGAUGUAUUAACCACUACAAUUCUUUAACAUGUGAUUGUUUUGGUACUUUAUACGAAGGAGAGUUCUGCGAUAUUUAUACUGCCACAGUAUUGACACUUCGGGGAUCGUCCUACGUUUCUUAUAGAGUCUACGAUUGGAAAGAUAGAGUGCAUUCUUCUAUUAACCGUUUUUCGAUGUUGUUUAAGACAAGAUUUGAUGAUUCUGCUCUAUUUUAUGCAGCAGGAGGAGAGCAUGGAAUCGACCAUUAUAUUGCGGCAUCUAUUUACAAUAAUUCAGUACACAUCGAGCUUGAUUUCGGUAGUCAGUCCAUGAGUCGCGUUCUGGGACUUAUCAAUGAUUUUAAAUUAAAUCAGUGGAACAACCUGACGAUUUUUCACGAUCACGACAAAAUUCAUUUAAUUUUGAAUAACGAAAAUGUUGUAUUAAACAUUAGUGGUUCUCCAAUGCUGUGUAUAGAUCCUGAAAUCUAUAUAGGUGGAGGUCCUGAACUGCAGAAGAAGACGGGAUUAAAAUCAAAGAACAAUUUCGCAGGAUCACUGAAAUAUGUGUUUUUUAAUGACAUUUCAAUUAUAUACGAAUUAAAUAAAAACAACCCAAAAGUGCACUAUAUAGGAAUUUUACGUCCAGAAUUUUAUGAAACCGAUGUGAAAGAAAUUCCAAUUACAUUUCCUUUUGCUUCUUCACACAUAUGGUGGCUAAACAACUAUAUAGACAACUUAUCGAUAAGCUUUAAUUUUAAAAGCAGUAGUAAUUUAAGUGUAUUGGCGUCUAGCGAAACAAAUACAAAAUUGUACUGGGAAAUUCGGGUAGUCAACGACGAAGUAAGAUUUGAAUUGAUGGAUAUGGUCAAAAAUAUCACUCAUUUGAUCAGCGUUAAGAAAACACCGAAAAUAUGGCACUUUUUGAAUUUAACAUAUUUUGGCGGUGAAGUCAUUUUGAGAGUCGAUAACAAGGAAAAACAAGAACGAAUUGAGGAUUUAAAAUUUGCGAUUGGUGAUAAAAUUAAAGCGGGAAGUGGAUCUCGAUCAAAUUCGGGAUUAGUUGGUUGCAUGAGAGACAUUACUGUAAACGGUGAAAGUUUAGAACCAAGAUCUGUAUUACAGUCUGAGAGAGUAGUGGGAGAAGUCACCUUAGACAACUGUAAAUUUGUCGACCCUUGCUUAAGACCAAACACAUGUGAACAUGGUGGUAAAUGUUCAGUGAAGGAAGACAAACUUAUCUGUGAUUGCACCGACAGCGGUUAUACAGGCAAAAAUUGCCAUUUUACCAAAUAUAGAAAAACUUGUGAAGAACUUGCGUUGUUAGGCUACACGAAACCUGAUGUGUAUUUAAUCGAUAUAGAUGGAAACGGAAGGUUUCCUCCUGCCCAUGUUCGUUGUGAAUUUCAAAGCUUAGAAGAUUCUACUAAAACUAUAGUCGAACACAACUUGCCCAGUCAAAUUGAUGUUAGAUCGCCGUCUGAGAAAGAUUUCAGCUUUACCAUCAAAUAUAGAGAAUUUACUGCCGAUAUGCUUCAAGAAUUAGUUUCACACUCUCUAAACUGUAGCCAGUAUAUCAAGUAUGAUUGCUAUAAAGCGCCUAUAGGAUUACAUUCGGCAACGUGGUUUAUAAGUUCCGCUAACGAAACGGUCGAUUUUAUUGGCGAUGUUAAAAGAGGAACCUGUCCUUGCUCUGUUGGGAAAAAAUGUGAAAAUCCUUCCCAAUGGUGCAACUGUGAUGAUGCUGCAGACGAUAAAUGGAACUCAGACGAUGGAUACUUCAUUACUUCUGAUAGCCUUGGUAUCACUAAAAUGAUAUUUUUACAAAAUCCUGAACUACCUGAAGAAGCACUUGGACGAAUUACUUUAGGUCCUUUGGAGUGUGUUGAAACUAAUACUCAAAGGUAUGUUGUUACUUUUACAACAAGUCAAUCAUAUAUCGAAGUGCCAGGAUGGAGAAAAGGUGACUUGGCCUUCUCAUUUCGAACUACUGGAAAAAAGGCUAUUUUACUUUAUCAACCACCAAUAAGACCGAAUUAUCCAAGUUUUAUGAUUGCUUUAACUAGCGAUGGUCAGUUGACUUUUAAUUUUACACUUAACACGGGUGUUUCAAAAGAACUAAUAAUUAAUACUCAUCGUAAAUUAAAUGGAGGCGAAUGGCACAAACUGUGGAUCGACUAUAAUAAAUAUCACGUACGACUAAUGUUAAAUGAAGAACACGUUAUGGAUGACCUAAAACCUGAAGAAGAAUUUGGGCCUUUCGAAGGUUCAAUGUUUAUUGGAGGAGCACCAAAUGACUGGCUCGAACCAAAGGCAUCUGUACAUCAAGGCCUUAUCGGAUGUUUUAGAGGUUUAGUUGUAAAUGAAGAAAUUUUGGACAUUUAUAGUUACAUGAGUGUACACUUGAGUGAAAUUAUCAAGGACUGCAAACCUUCCUGUGUACCUAAUCCUUGUCAGAAUGGAGCUCAAUGUAAAGAACUGUGGAGCACAUUUGAGUGUAUAUGCCCUAAUCCCUGGGCAUAUAAGGGAGUACACUGCGAAGAAAAUAUUAAUGUUAACGCCUUAACUUUCACAAAACCUGAAUCUUUUCUCCGACGGAACUACCUAAGUACAGAAGAAGAAAUGGACAAGAAUGCUUUAAAAAAGAUCUUUGAAGAACAAAUAUUAAUAAAUCUAAGAACAUACGACGAACUAGCUUUGAUUUUCUACGCAAAUGAUCAUUUGAAUAAUUUUGUUCAUUUAUAUAUCUGCAACGGUACUCAAGUUGUAUUCUUAUUUAACUACGGCAGUGAAAUCUAUGACGUAACUGUCGAACAUCCGGAAUUAAAUUCUAGUAAAUCUGUACAGAUCGCAAUUGAACGUGGCGAGAACAAGACUACGAUGUACGUAAACGAUCGAAACGAAAGCUUAGCGAUGGGAGUUUUGUUGUUAGACACAUACUCUAAUAAACCAUGGAUUAACCCAGAAAAGGAGGUUUUAGCUCCACAAAGACCACCCGCGCCUCCCACUGACUACUUUCAAUUAAAUUUAGGCGGAUAUGACCCUGAAACAUUAUUAAAAGUAGCGGAGGAUCCACCCAUUUUGCCGGGAUACGUGGGAUGCAUGAGAGGAUUUCAAAUUGGACAAACGCUGAUAGAUCUCCCGCCUAAAGUUACAGACAUUGAUGAAGGCGUUAAAUCGAACUGUAGUAUGAAAUGCGAUACGUUACCAUGCAAACAUGGGGGCAUUUGCAUCGAAAACUUUAGGAGCCAAGAUCAUUCGUGUGAUUGUGAACAUACAAGUUAUUAUGGUGAUUUUUGCUCCGAAGAAAAAGGAGCUGAUUUCAGUGGAGAAUCCAUCUUAUGGAGAGAGUAUAUCUUGAAUGGUUCCGUGGAUCAUGUUAAAAUACAACUUGCGUUUUCGAGCAUGGAUGUCAGACAGAAGAAUACCGUCUUAUUACUUCUGCAAACUGAAAACAACCGAAGUUUUUAUUUUCUGGUUGGCCUGAGCCCAGAUGGACAUUUGAUUAUACAAGAGGACAGAGAAGGUGCUGUUUUCGAAGCAACCGUUAAAGAAAAAAGUUUUAUUAAUGGAGCUCGUCACUCUGUGUAUUAUAGAAGAGACCAUAAUGACUCGGAAUUGCUGGUAGAUCGAAAGAUCAUCGAAAUGCAACAAAUUCAGGCGCAGACGUUUACUAAUGUACCGGAACUGGGAGCUAAUGAAGUUCAAAUUGGCGGUCACAACACAAAUGAUCCUAGAUUUGCGAUAUACAAAGGUUACAGUGGCUGCUUGUCUAAUAUUUUAAUCGAAGUCAAUGAACAUGUCAUGAAGCCACUAGAAGAAUACAUGUUGUUUACUAAAACAGGAGCGGAAAAAGUAAAUGUGUCAAAUCCUCAAGGCGUUCGUAGUGCUCAGUGCAGUACUCAGUUUGACGUUCUCCAUGAAAAAACACCAGGCACGACGAACCUCAACAUCAGUCAAGGUAAAGAUAAGACUUGGGUGGAAGAUGCCCCUCAAAGAAUUUUAUAUGUUUCGGACUAUCUCGCCACGACUGAACAAGAAGAAGGUGUAGAUAAAAUCGUCGUUGUCGUAUUAUCCGUAUUUUUUGUUUUAAUUAUUAUUUGUUGUAUUUACGAAUUAUAUCGCACCGAUAAACAAUAUAGACGGCGAAAAGAACUUGAAACAGAUGCAAAUAUAUUAUGGUCAAAAGAGCAAGCUGCUAAAAUGCAAGAAACACCCUUUGUUCAAGCGUCGUCAGACGCGGGCUCUAAACCUCCAACACAAAAUGGCAAAUUACCAAACGAAACUGUAAAUGGAGCCAAUAAUGUUAAGAAAGAUAAUGAGCCAACUGCAAUACCGGCAGAGGAAACACUUUCGUUGGAAGAAAUUCCAGCCAGAAAUCUUAAAAGAGUUGAUAGCAAACGAGAAAAACGGAUCAGUUUCAGAGACAGUGCUAGCGAAUUAGCUUGGGAUACACCUGAAGAAAGUUCUGAAUUGUUAACGACAAUGGAGGAAGAAGAAGAAGAAGAAAAUAAUAAAUCCGACGAGGAGUUAACACAGAAACCUGUACAUUUGACACCACCUAUCAGGGCACGCAUAAGAAGUCCACCUCCGCACAACAAUCCAUUAGCCACCCAACUACCGUAUAUGAUUGAUGAAAUGGGAAGUUCAGAAUUCACUGGCACAUCUUCACCGGUACUGGGUUAACUUUCACUGUAAAUAAUACUGUUCAAAACAUUUUUGUUCAAAGUAUUAAUUACCACCUAAUUUUGUGUUAUUCACUGUCGACUGAAUCAUCUUUAGCAAAUAUACACAUUUUAUUUUA
Molecule: messenger RNA, 6223 nt
Organism: Zophobas morio
Lineage: Eukaryota; Metazoa; Arthropoda; Insecta; Coleoptera; Tenebrionidae
Gene: Axo
Product: axotactin
Exons: 20
Coding region: 475-6105 (1876 amino acids)
Molecular function (GO): serine-type endopeptidase inhibitor activity
Source: RefSeq, a predicted model, not a curated record